AAACAUAUGUUAACAAAACAACGUCAAAUGUGUCAUCAAAUGGAAAAUAUUACUGAAAUAUUUAAUUUUCUUUAAUUUUACUGCAGAAAUUAUUUAUGGAUACACCAUCGCUAGUAAUGUCCAAGGAUAUCAAUAAUUAUUUUGAGGGUCUUUUGAAAAAGAUUAAUGGUCUGUAUAUUAUACAAAUCACCGACCGCGAUGGUGCUCCCGUGAUGCGCGUAAGCCAGGAUAAAAAUGUUGACUUUACCCUGACGUCCUCCUUCAUAUCGACAUUUACAACGGCAAGUGAUCAAGCGGGGAAAUUGGGUCUUGGACGCAACAAAACCAUUAUAUCCAUGUACUCCAAUUACCAGGUUGUUCAAAUGAAUAAGUUGCCAUUAAUUUUGACUUUCGUUGGCUCAGAAAACUGCAAUACCGGAUUAAUUUUAGCACUUGAACAACAACUAGAUGGAUAUCUAGAGGAUAUGAGACUAGCUGUUAGCGAAUCUUAGUGUUAAACUCAUCCCUUAUUAAACAUAAGUCUAAAAAAUAAGAAAUUUUGAUGUGAAUCUUUAUAAUUUUCCUAGUAAGACAGAAAAAUAUUUUUUUUCCAUUUAUUAAAAAAUCAUUAUAAAUACAUUGAAAAGGAAUGAUAACUUUGAAAAUAAUUUUCAGAAUCUACUUUAAGUAUAUUUAUAAAAAAAUCAAUUUCAGAUCCAAAACAAAAACACGGACAAAAGUCAAAUAUAAUAGAGUUACUAAAUUGGCUAGUCGCUCAAUGUAAACUUAUAUAAUAAAACUUUAAAAAACGUU
Molecule: messenger RNA, 792 nt
Organism: Stomoxys calcitrans (stable fly)
Lineage: Eukaryota; Metazoa; Arthropoda; Insecta; Diptera; Muscidae
Gene: Lamtor3
Product: ragulator complex protein LAMTOR3 homolog
Exons: 3
Coding region: 96-491 (131 amino acids)
Biological process (GO): positive regulation of TOR signaling; cellular response to amino acid stimulus
Cellular component (GO): Ragulator complex
Source: RefSeq, a predicted model, not a curated record